AUGAAUCAAGCCCAACACAUUGAGGUCUCUUUGGCAAAACAGUCAACACAGUCUAAGCUUGACUACCGCCUGAGAUUAAAUGCAACGAUUAUUUCUCUUCGUUAUCUUAUAAUGCAAGGAUUGCCUUUCCGCGGUCAUGAUGAGUCAGAAGAAUCAUUAAAUCAAGGUAAUUUUCUUGAGUUCUUGAAAGUUAUUUCUUCUUGCAAUGAAGAGAUAGCUAGUGUUGUGCUAAAAAAUGCUCCAGACAAUCUCAAACUUACAUCACCAGAUAUUCAGAGAGAUAUUAUAAAUGCAUUUGCUGUUGAGACAACGAAAGCUAUUGUACAUGAUAUGAGAAGUGAAUUUUUCUCCAUAUUAGUUGAUGAGUGUCGAGAUGUAUCUGUCAAAGAGCAAAUGGGUGUUGUGGUGCGAUAUGUGGACAAGAAUGGAUGUGUUAUAGAACGUUUUCUUGGUGUUGUUCAUGUUAGUGAUACAACUGCAACCUCACUUGAGAAAGCACUUGAUUAUUUGUUGUCUACUUAUGAUUUAAGUAUAUCUAGUUUGAGAGAUCAAGGAUAUGAUGGCGCAAGCAACAUGAGAGGAGAAUUCAAUGGGUUGAAGAGUUUGAUACUCAAGAGAAAUUCCAGUGCUUAUUAUGUACAUAAAAUUGUCGGAUCUUUUUAUAAUUCUAUCUCUCGUUUGUGUAAUACUGUUGGAGGUUCUUGUAAGCGCAGAGAUAUACUUCGGGAGAAACAGAGAGAGAAUAUUAUUAAAGAGAUUGCAAGUGAUGAAAUAAGCACAGGAAGAGGACUAAAUCAAGAAAUGCCAUUGAAGCGAUCUGGAGAUACUCGUUGGAGUUCACAUUAUGGUACUCUUGUCAACUUGAUACAUUUAUAUUCUUCUAUUGUUGAUGUUCUUGAGUAUGUUGGGGAGAAUGGUCAUGACGAUUCAAUAAGGGCUGAAGCUGAUGAUGUGCUAGAAAUUAUAAAUAGUUUUGAGUUUGUCUUUGUGUUACAUCUUAUGAAGCAAAUCUUGGGAAUCACACAUGAACUCUCCCAAGUGCUACAAAAGAAAGAUCAAGACAUUGUUAAUGCGAUGAAUCUUGUCAAGGUAGCAAAAUCACGUCUGCAAAUAAUGAGGGAAAAAGAUUGGGAUGUAUUGCUUGCUGAUGUUUCUAAGUUUUGUAGCAAAUAUGAACCGGAUGUGCUUGACAUGGAAGAUGAGUUUGUAGCUCGAAAAAAAGGAAGACGUAGAGCUGAGAAAAUGAAGAAUCUCCACUAUUAUCGAGUUGAGCUCUUUUGUUCUGUUAUUGACUUGCAAGCUCAAGAGUUGAAUCAACGUUUUGAUGAAGUCAACACAGACUUAGUUUUAUGCAUGUCAUGUUUUGAUCCUAGGGAUUUAUUUUCUGCAUUUAAUUUGGAGAAGCUGCUUCGUCUUGCACGGUAUUAUCCUUCUGAAUUUUCUGAAGUUGCUUUGUCCGAGCUUAAAAGUCAACUUGAGAACUUUAUUUUCGAUGUGCGCAUAGAUGAAAAGUUUUCACAAAUAUCAGGAAUCAGUGGUCUUGCUCAAAAGAUGGUUUCUACAAGGAAACAUGAAGUUUUUCCAAUGGUUUAUUCAUUAGUUAAGUUGUCAUUGAUCUUACCAGUUGCCACUGCAUCAGUAGAAAGAGCCUUUUCAGCAAUGAAGAUCAUCAAGACUUCUCUACGUAAUAGCAUGGGAGACCAACUAUUGAAUGAUUGCUUAGUUCCUUACAUCGAAAAGGAUGUGUUUGUUAAAGUUACCAAUGAAACUAUUAUGUAG
Molecule: messenger RNA, 1779 nt
Organism: Salvia splendens (bonfire salvia)
Lineage: Eukaryota; Viridiplantae; Streptophyta; Magnoliopsida; Lamiales; Lamiaceae
Product: zinc finger MYM-type protein 1-like
Exons: 1
Coding region: 1-1779 (592 amino acids)
Molecular function (GO): protein dimerization activity
Source: RefSeq, a predicted model, not a curated record